Didymodactylos carnosus is the source of this 1263-nucleotide messenger RNA. NCBI's taxonomy places the organism in Eukaryota, Metazoa, Rotifera, Eurotatoria, Philodinida, Philodinidae. The record is from the annotation of a GenBank genome assembly.
AUGACGUGUCCAAGUGUCGAUUCUGUUGACUUGAAAAUUGAUACGUUAUUACAACCAAUAUUUUCAAUAACCAAUCGUAUUGCAAAAUAUCUUGGACGUUUAUUCAUCGUCUUUUUUUUAUGUAUUAUCGCUGUAGUAUUAUAUGUAUUCUAUUUUUGUAUAUUUUGUCAUCUUUAUUUUGACAAAGAUCAACAUACAUUUUUUAUGUUUUUAUUGCAUUUUAUUUUUGGACAUUGGUUAUUAAUCAAUAUUCUAUUCAACUAUAUACAAGCUGUAAGAACAGAUCCAGGCUCAUCACCAAAUUUUGGUAAAUCAAAACCAUACAAUUUUGCAAUAGCAAAUAACGAUUGCUAUAAUACACAAGAAAAUCCCAGCAAUAGUGAUACUAACAAUAAUAUCUCAAAUGCAACGACAAUAGUACAAUUAUCAGAAGAAAGAAAAUCAAAUAAAAAGUAUUCUAGUGGCAAAUACGAAUCCAAUUAUAAGCAGUUAAAAGACAAUGAUGAAGGUGAUACUGUGCAAUCUUUAUUAACAUCCACAUCAAAAUUGCCUGAUUCGUUAGAAGUCUAUAAUCAACAAUCUCAAAUGCAGAAUCAAAAAUUGCAUUGUCAUCAUGUUUGUCGAAAAUGUAUUUUUCCAAAACCGGCUCGAGCACAUCAUUGUAGUGUUUGCAAUCGCUGUAUCCUCAAUCAAGAUCAUCAUUGUCCUUGGGUCAAUAAUUGUAUAGGACAUUUGAAUCAUCGUUAUUUUUUUCAAUUUUGUUUUUUUUUGACAUUGGGAUCGUUUUAUGCAGCAACGCUAGGCUUUUCUGAAUAUCAACAUUUCAUGUUUGGUGAAAAACGUUUCUCUUAUCUUGAUUUAAUACUUGGAACUCGUAUUACUGACAACGACAUAUUACCAUCGGUCACAAAUCCAUCAAUGCAUUUUACAAUGUUGUACUUAUUUAUUGUUUGUGUAUCAGCAUGUUUUGUAUUAUUCUUCUUUACAUUGUGGCACUUUUGGCUGGUAUCGAGAGCAGAAACAACAAUUGAAUAUCACAUUAAUUCUACUGAACGAGCACGUCUAAAGUUAUUAAAAUUAAAAUUUCAAAAUCCUUAUAGUUUAGGAUUUAAAACUAAUUGGCAACUAUUUUUAGGUUUUCAUAGUUUCUACGAUAUUCUUUAUAAAAAUUUAUUGCCAUCAGCUCAUCGACCAUUCUCAGAUGGUAUUCAUUGGCCUAUGCGCACAUAUACAAAUGUAAAUACUCCAUUAUUAAAUGUAUAA